UGCAGUUCGAGUUCUGAUGCCCCACCCCGCCCCCCACGAACUUAGGGUUUGGGUCACGCCUCGUCCCCUCCCGCUACCGGUUCAGCGCAGGGGAGCCCAGAACCGCGUCUUCUCCAGGCCGAGCCAGAUACUAGGGCACUUGGAAUUGCCACCCCUCCGCGUCACCCCCUGAGGCCUCAGUGAGGGAAUGCUACCUGGGCAGAGGGGGCGUAAGCAUUCGGUGGGCAGGAGCGUGGACCGGCGCCUGGGUGUGAGGCAGGCGUGCUCUCUAAGGUGACCGGAAAAUGGGUGAGUUGCCCUUGGAUAUCAAUAUUCAGGAACCUCGCUGGGACCAAAGCACUUUCCUGGGCAGAGCCCGGCACUUCUUCACUGUUACUGACCCCCGAAAUCUGCUGCUGUCCGGAGCACAGCUGGAAGCUUCCCGGAACAUCGUGCAGAACUACAGGGCUGGCGUGGUGACGCCUGGGCUCACCGAGGACCAGCUGUGGAGGGCCAAGUAUGCAUACGACUCUGCCUUCCAUCCGGACACAGGGGAGAAGAUGGUCCUGAUUGGCCGUAUGUCAGCGCAGGUGCCCAUGAACAUGACCAUCACUGGCUGCAUGCUCACCUUCUACAGGAAGACCCCGACGGUGGUGUUCUGGCAGUGGGUGAAUCAGUCCUUCAACGCUGUUGUUAACUACUCCAACCGCAGUGGCGAUGCUCCCAUCUCUGUGGGGCAGCUGGGAACAGCUUACGUGAGUGCCACCACCGGUGCUGUGGCCACAGCCCUGGGGCUCAAAUCCCUCACCAAGCACCUGCCCGCCCUGGUCGGCAGAUUUGUGCCCUUUGCAGCUGUGGCAGCCGCCAACUGCAUCAACACCCCCCUGAUGAGGCAGAGGGAACUGCAGGUGGGCAUCCCAGUGACUGAUGAGGAAAGUCAGAGACUUGGCCACUCGGUGGCUGCGGCCAAGCGGGGAAUCUUCCAGGUGGUGAUAUCGAGAAUCUGCAUGGCCAUUCCUGCCAUGGCCAUUCCCCCCGUGAUCAUGGACACUCUGGAGAAGAAAGACUUCCUAAAGCGUCGCCCCUGGCUGGGGGCUCCCCUGCAGGUCGGACUGGUGGGCUUCUGCCUGGUAUUUGCCACCCCGUUGUGCUGUGCCCUGUUCCCCCAGAGAAGCCAGCCAGGCUACAGGACUUCCCUGCUCAACAGUUCUACCAGCCAAGUCAUUUCUAGCAGCACCUCGCCCCUUCUGGACGCACCGGGAUCUCAGCACAGAGACGGAGGGACACUAGCAGGCCAAACUGGGCCGACUCCUUCAGAUUUCUGGUUCCUAGCUCCCAAAGCUGACCCGGGAGCUGGGCUGGCAGAGGAAGACAUAUCCGGAUGAGGGAAACAGGGUGGUUUAGGCAUCCCCCACAUCCUGAAAUAGAGAAGUUCGUCUUCUCUCCUUUAUGAGAACAAAGGGGCACCAGGAUCCUUAGCACUCCCGCCAUCUUCCCGUCUCCCCAUACUGCAGGGUGGGCACCCUUAUGUACAAUCUUCGGAGUUCUUGGUCUGCUCUGACAUUAUAACCUCACGUCUACACCUAGAGCCCCAACUCCCUCCCCACACCACAAAGCCAUGAAGGCAGAGCAAGCACACCCCUUUAAGAGCUCCCACUGCCCCCUCUUACAGAGGGACACCGCUGUGGGAAUGGUGCUUAAACCUCCACAGGUAUCUGAGUGGAUGUAACUAGGACACCCUCAAGGGCAACUAGGCCCUGAGUGUACAACCUUAAGACAGGACAUUUUGCGUUCUCUUGGCUCUUGUUAGACAUUCAGCAGAACCCCGACCUUAGGUCCCUCUUUUGUGAGGCUUAGUCCUGCUCCUACCCCUACUCCUACCCCCACCUCCCAAGAGGAAGAAGGGCCUGGGCAUCCAUAGGUGGUCCGAAGGGGAGGUAGGCUUGGGAAUGGAAUAUAUGGUGGUACACUCAUAGGACAGGGCUGGACCUUGACUCCCAACUCCCAUGAGCUCUGGCCGAAGCAGUGGGUGGUAUAGAUGAAGGCCCCGGUGGGAUCCUCUAGGAGCACGUUCCUGCUUCCCCAGCUAUCUGCCAUCAGUGACUAAAACUAUGAUGCCAUUGUUACUCAAUAAACUGAAAACUUGUCUA
This is a messenger RNA of Zalophus californianus (California sea lion), 2129 nucleotides long. It is a transcript of the gene SFXN3, whose product is annotated as sideroflexin 3. Bases 285 to 1364 code for a protein of 359 amino acids. Gene Ontology annotation, molecular function: monoatomic ion transmembrane transporter activity. Gene Ontology annotation, cellular component: mitochondrial inner membrane. NCBI's taxonomy places the organism in Eukaryota, Metazoa, Chordata, Mammalia, Carnivora, Otariidae. The record is from RefSeq and is a predicted model, not a curated record. The transcript has 11 exons. Gene Ontology annotation, biological process: monoatomic ion transport; serine import into mitochondrion.